Molecule: messenger RNA, 866 nt
Organism: Oncorhynchus tshawytscha (Chinook salmon)
Lineage: Eukaryota; Metazoa; Chordata; Actinopteri; Salmoniformes; Salmonidae
Product: cocaine- and amphetamine-regulated transcript protein-like
Exons: 3
Coding region: 75-398 (107 amino acids)
Biological process (GO): negative regulation of appetite; positive regulation of MAPK cascade; cellular response to starvation
Molecular function (GO): neuropeptide hormone activity
Source: RefSeq, a predicted model, not a curated record
GUGUUCAGCAAGCCCCUGCUAACCACCUGCAGAAGCCCCGCUGUAUCUCCAUCCCUUCUGGUUGUUUCAGCACCAUGGCCAGCAUUCUACUGCUUUUCCUCGCAGCCUCCUGCUGCGCAUUUCUCUGUCUCGCUGACGACACCUCCUUGGAGUUUGAGGCUCGCGCUCUAGAGUUCCCCCACAAAUCACAAGAAGAGAAGGAUCUGAUUGAAGCUUUACAAGAAGUUCUGGAGAAACUGAAGAACAAACAGAUGCCGUUAUCAGAAAAGAAGCUUGGCUGGCUGCCGUCGUGUGACGCUGGCGAGCAGUGCGCUGUUCGCAAAGGUGCGCGUGUCGGAACACUGUGUGGCUGUCCGCGUGGGACUACGUGCAACUUCUAUGUCCUCAAGUGUUUGUAAGAAGAGAAGAGGAGAGAAAAUGAUAAACGGUGUAGGGAGGGGAGCAGAGAGAAAUAGGAGAGAGAGAACAGAAGCUUUUGCCUCAUUCAGUGGAGCACAUUCAGAUCGUGGAACAUUCAGACAGAAAUAUUGUAUGUUGAACAGAUGUGUCUCUGACAUGUAAAGUAAAUAGGAAUCAUGUCAGCUUUACUUUCAGUAUGUUGCCCUCUCCUGUCCUGAACGGGACCCUGGUGUGUAAUGGAGGGUUUGUUGUCUAACAUAAAGGCUGUAUCCCAAAUAAUAUAUUCCCUAUAAUGCUCUAUUUUGGCCAGAGUCCUAUUUGUCAGUCCUAUGUUGCUUUGGUCAAAAGUAUUGCACUUUAUAGGGAAUAGGGUGUCAUUUAAGCCACUACCCAACUUGUUCCUUUAUCUGUGCUCUCUGCUGUCUCGUCUAUUUUGACUAAGUACAAAGAAAUUCAAUGUGAUCAAU